Molecule: messenger RNA, 1122 nt
Organism: Debaryomyces fabryi
Lineage: Eukaryota; Fungi; Ascomycota; Pichiomycetes; Serinales; Debaryomycetaceae
Gene: SWD2
Product: WD-repeat containing protein
Exons: 1
Coding region: 1-1122 (373 amino acids)
Cellular component (GO): Set1C/COMPASS complex
Molecular function (GO): protein binding; chromatin binding
Source: RefSeq, a predicted model, not a curated record
AUGACAAGUUUGAGCAAUGGACACAAAUCGUCUUCUAGCUUAACUAUUACUGACAAAGUUAUAAAAUCAUUUGAGCCAGUCAAGACAUUUAAUUAUCAUAAAGGAGCGAGCAUAACUUCAUUAGACUUUGAUGAUUCGGGCCAAUACUUAAUUUCAGCAGGAAUAGAUAAGUCAAUUCAACUAUAUGAUGUUCAUAAGGGUGUACAUCAUAAUGAUAUACAAUCUCAGAAGUAUGGGGCACACUUAGCAAGGUUUACGCAUUUAGAAUUGAACUGUUUAUAUGCAUCGACCCCGGCUGCAGACAAAAGUAUCGAUAAUGCCAUUAGAUAUCUCUCGUUGUCAAAUAACCUGUACUUGCGGUAUUUCAAGGGGCAUAAGGAUCAGGUUACUUCGAUCGAGGUGCAUCCAGUGCUGGAUCUUUUUUUGAGUGCAAGUUUGGAUCGUACAGUGAAGUUAUGGGACUUGCGAUCGACAUCGCCCGUUGGAAACUUGGAUGUAGGACAGCCCACAGCUGUAGCAUUUGAUCCCAGGGGGGUUGUAUUUUGUGUGGGUAAAUGCCCUCAUCCAUCAACAGGAGCGAAUGUGGGAAGUAUUGCGUUCUAUGAUAUGACCAAUUUCGAUAAGAAGCCAUUUUUAGAGAUAGAAAUAAAAGUACUUGCAGGACAAACGUGGAAUAAACUAGAGUUUUCCAAUAAUGGAAAGCUUUUGUUAAUAUCGACGGACUCUUACGAACAUUAUGUGCUUGAUGCAUUCCUGGGUCAGUUGUUGACUACUCUACAAGUCGGACCUGAUAUCUCUCAUGAAGAGUACAUUGGAGACUGGAUGACAUUUAAGUAUCCUUACUCUGGGUCAGCUUCGUUCUCGCCAUGUGGCAAGUUUGUACUUAUAGGAUCGCCUAAUAUGAAUGUCCUGGCGUUCGACCUUACUAAUUUAAAGCAUACCGAUGGUAAUACUCAUUCAGUUUCUGAUCUCGACAAUCCGAAAACUUUACGUCCAUUUCAAAUUUUACCUACAAACCAAGGCAUUCCAAAAAUUGUUGCAUUUAAUCAAAAAUUAUUAACAUUUGCCACUGCAGACUCGGUUGUGUCAUUAUGGCAGCCCAGAUUACCUGAUCCUAUAUAA